Rubroshorea leprosula is the source of this 789-nucleotide messenger RNA. The record is from the annotation of a GenBank genome assembly. Lineage: Eukaryota; Viridiplantae; Streptophyta; Magnoliopsida; Malvales; Dipterocarpaceae.
AGUGUCUGAAAAUGUUGCUACAAUAAUUUGAUCAUAAAUUGUGAACUCAUCAAUUGGCCAUUCUAAUGCUAGUGAAAUUUGGUCAGAGAUUCUUCCCUUCUGAGUUUGGAAAUGAUUAUGAUCGAAUUAAUGCUGAAGAGCAGGUUGAGCCAGGAAAAUCAGUAUUUCUGCUCAAGGCUAGGUCCGCCGUGCUAUUGAAGCAGAGGGAAUCCCUUACGCCUAUGUCUACUGCUCCCAAUCUGCAGGCUCUUUUCUACCUGCUUUACCAUAACCAGGAGCCACCACUACCCCGAGAGACAAUGCCUAUUAAGGACAGAGUCUCCUUCAAUGAGUUCAUCACCAUUUGGGAGAAGUUGAUUGGGAAAAACCUUGAGAAAACUUACACUUCGGAGGAGCAAAUGGUUAAAGAUAUACGAGAUGCUCCAUUUCUGGUUAGAGUUAAAAUAUCAUUCAAUCACUCAGUGUUCAUGAAAGGCGAUCAUACCAACCAUGAGAUUGAACCAGCACGUGGGGUGGAGGCUUCUGAGGUUUAUCCAGAUGUGAAAGUACACAUCCAUUGAAGAAUACCUAACCCAAUUUGUUUGAAAGAUUGAUCUUCCAGAAGGCGAGAAAAAAAAGCUUCCCUUUUUACUGAAAAUGAACAAUUGGGAUCUUGGAAGUUGAAAUAAUUGGUUUCAUGUCAAGAAAUUUGUGUGUUCAUGGGUUUCUUGUUAUCUAUGAACAGAGUAUUGUUGUGGAUUCUUGAGAUUAUGAUCAUUGUUAUAUUCUGCAUAAAUAUUUGUAACAAUC